Messenger RNA from Didymosphaeria variabile, 495 nucleotides. RefSeq lists its product as uncharacterized. Gene Ontology annotation, molecular function: fatty acyl-CoA hydrolase activity. Gene Ontology annotation, cellular component: mitochondrion. The record is from RefSeq and is a predicted model, not a curated record. The coding region runs from base 1 to 495 and encodes 164 amino acids. The transcript has 2 exons. NCBI's taxonomy places the organism in Eukaryota, Fungi, Ascomycota, Dothideomycetes, Pleosporales, Didymosphaeriaceae.
AUGCCAGAGACUACUCUAGGCCUAGACCUAGCCUCGAAAAAGCUUCGAAGACGACAUGAUUACCCAUAUCGCCUGGACUACCGGACACGAUGGGCCGACAAUGACAUGUUCCACCACCUCAACAACCCCAUAUAUGGCGUCCUUAUUGAUUCGAUCAUCAAUGAAUACCUGAUGACCCGCGUGGGAUAUAACACGACUUCCUACCCGCGCACAGCGCUUGUCGCCAACACCUAUUGUGACUACUUCGGCCAAUUGCAGUAUCCUGGUAUGCUGGAGCUGGGACUACGAGUCGUGAAGCUAGGGAAGAACAGCGUCAUGUACGAAGUUGGAUUCUUUAAAGACGGCGAUGAGGUGGUGAAGGCUGUUGGAGGGUUCGUACAAAUAUGGGUCAUGAGAGACAGUGGGAAGGCGCCGGAAGAAGGUCUAGAACUAAGCGUGCGGAAAAAGCUGGAGGAGUUGAUGCAGCCGGGAUUGAAGGAGAGAAGUAAGCUUUAG